Messenger RNA from Myotis daubentonii (Daubenton's bat), 1621 nucleotides. It is a transcript of the gene NHLH1, whose product is annotated as nescient helix-loop-helix 1. Gene Ontology annotation, biological process: regulation of transcription by RNA polymerase II. The record is from RefSeq and is a predicted model, not a curated record. Lineage: Eukaryota; Metazoa; Chordata; Mammalia; Chiroptera; Vespertilionidae. Gene Ontology annotation, molecular function: protein dimerization activity; RNA polymerase II cis-regulatory region sequence-specific DNA binding; DNA-binding transcription factor activity, RNA polymerase II-specific.
UCUCCCACAACCAGCUCUCAGGCUCCCAGAGGGAGGGGCGGGAGGGGAUCCUGAUCUCACGGGGCAGGGGGCAUCCAUCAUGAUGCUCAACUCAGACGCCAUGGAGCUGGACCUGCCUCCCGCCCACUCGGAGCCCGAGUCAGGCUUCAGUGACUAUGGGGGCGGGGCGGGCCCUGACGCGGCUGGGCCCAGGGGGCCGGGAGGGGGCCAGACCCGGGGCCUGGAGCCAGGAGAGCCCGGCAGGAAAGACCUGCAGCACUUGAGCCGGGAGGAACGGCGGCGCAGGCGCAGGGCCACAGCCAAGUACCGCACGGCCCACGCCACGCGGGAGAGGAUCCGCGUGGAGGCCUUCAACCUGGCCUUCGCUGAGCUGCGCAAGCUGCUGCCCACGCUGCCCCCGGACAAGAAGCUCUCCAAGAUUGAGAUCCUGCGCCUGGCCAUCUGCUACAUUUCCUACCUGAACCACGUGCUGGAUGUCUGAAGGCGCCCGGGCGCACCCCUCCCCGGGCCCCCCCAGGUCCCUUCUCCUCGCCCACUGACUAGAACAGACACCUCUCUCCUGAGCCCUGUGCCCUGGCAUGGAGCCCCCCAGGCCUGGGGUAGAGGAUGAUGUCCCCACGGGUCGUGACCGACCCAGCAUCCCAGGGCUGCUCUCCAGGCACCUUCUCAGUGUGUGGUUGGGCCCCAGCUGUUAGAAGUGUGAGCGGGGAGGGGCGGUCGGUGUCCAGUCCUUGUUGGAUUUACUAAGCUCACCACACAUUGGGUCCCCCUAGCUCUCUCAAGGGUUGCUCCCUCUUCUAUCCCAGGUACAGAUUUCCAGAGACCCAGACACCCCCUCCCCCCCAUCCUCUUUCUACCCUGUUCCAGGGCCUCCUGCCCAUGGUAGGGAGGGAACAUCAGAACAGGAAGGGGUGGGCUUCUUCCUCGGAGAUCUCAGUCUAGAUUGGCAGAGGGGCCUGCGGAGAUGACAUCAUCUUGGUGGCGGGGAGUCCCAGUAGCUGACAUUGGGGGGAAGGCCUUCCUGUUCUCUAUCUUGUUCCUGAAGAUGCUGGCCUUGAUCUUACUCAGUAGAGAGUGCCUUGCCCUCUCUGAGCUAUUUGCUCCCCCUCCUCGGCCCCUCCCACUCCCACCUUCCCAGUUUUCUCCCUCCCUGGGUGCAGAGCUAGAGAAAGGCCAGCCUGGAUCCUGGGGCAGGGGAUGAUGUCCCCAAACUCAUCCCAGGGAAUGGGUGGGCCAGAGCUCACCUCUGCUUCCUGCAUCCCAGCCCACCAUGAAAAUGUGCAAACCACAUCAGGUCCUCCCUGGGAUGCAGAGGGUGCCUCAGCAUGGCCCUCUGGGAAUGCUCAGGUCUCCUGGUCCUAGGGCCUGUUUAUCAUCCCCCGCCCCCUUUCCUUAAACUGCCUUCAGCAAGGGAAGUGACCCUCACCCACCCCACCUCCAGCGCUCUGCCCCCACUGCCCCGUCACUGAGCCCCACGUGCUCACCGGAGCCUGGGGUCAGCAGUAGAACAAGGGCCCUAGGACCUGUGCAAACGCAAGGAGCUCGCUGCACUCAGCACGCUCCUCCCUCGCACCAAACUGCUAGCUCUACAAGGAUAUUUAUUUAUGUAUUUAUUUAUUCA